Molecule: messenger RNA, 1414 nt
Organism: Trifolium pratense (red clover)
Lineage: Eukaryota; Viridiplantae; Streptophyta; Magnoliopsida; Fabales; Fabaceae
Product: putative methyltransferase C9orf114
Exons: 11
Coding region: 58-1104 (348 amino acids)
Source: RefSeq, a predicted model, not a curated record
ACCCUCCAACUCGAACUCUGUCCAAAGCAAAGGCCCGCCGGUUGUAAACAAACAAACAUGGGGAAGAAGAAGCAGCGGCUGAAUCCAGAUGCAGACGCCGAACUGGAACCAAACCCAAUCAACGGCAACACCGAUGAAGAUUCUUACAGCAACAAGAAGCAUAAGAAGAAGAAGAACAAGAAGAUUAAAACAAACGAAAUACCCACUGUCAGCAUAGCCGUUCCUGCUUCCAUCAUUGACAACGUUCCAACCCUUGAACUCGCUACUCGGUUGGCUAGUCAAAUUGCUCGUGCCGCGACUAUUUUUCGAAUCAAUGAGGUGGUUGUGUUUGACAAUAGAAGUAAUACAGAUAAAGAUUAUACUGCCGUGGAUAAUUCAGAUGAUGAAAGUAGUUCAGCGUUUCUCGUGCGCAUUUUGCAGUAUCUUGAGACUCCUCAGUAUUUGAGGAAGGCUCUUUUCCCAAUGCAUAACAGCUUAAGAUUUGUGGGGAUGUUGCCGCCUCUUGAUGCUCCACAUCAUUUGCGCAAACACGAGUGGGGUCCGUAUCGAGAAGGUGUCACAAUAAAAGAAAGACAUGCAAACUCUGGGGCAACACUAGUUGAUGUUGGCUUAUUUAAGCAUGUUGCAGUUGACCAAAUACUUGAACCAGGAAAAAGAGUUACGGUGGCUAUGGGCGCCAAUCGCAAUUUGGAUUCUGAUGUACCACGUGAGGUUGUCUCAUCAUCCAAGCCUAGGGAAGAAGGAGCAUAUUGGGGAUAUCAAGUGCGUUAUGCUCACAAUAUUAGCUCAGUAUUUAACGAAUGUACAUACAAGGGUGGAUAUGAUUGUAUAAUUGGUACCUCUGAGCAUGGUCUGAUUAUUAAGUCAUCUGAACUUGAAAUACCUUCCUUCAGACAUUUAUUGAUCGCCUUUGGUGGAUUGGCUGGGUUGGAAGAGAGUAUUGAGGAAGAUGACAACUUUAAGGGAAAAAAUGCAAAGGAAGUAUUCAACUUAUAUUUAAACACGUGUCCACAUCAGGGGAGCCGAACAAUUCGAACAGAGGAGGCUAUUCUUAUAUCUCUUCAGUACUUCCAAGAACCAAUAAGCCGAGCAAUGCUGGGUUGAAUAUUGUUGUAGUCUUAACAUUUUUGUAGUCCAGGCACUGAUUCUCUAAAUCAUUAUAUAUAUGUAAACCCAAUUUAGGCUACAUCCUUUUUCAUUAGUUCUCUCACCAUAGAAGCACUUAUGAAACUAUAUUAUUUAUAUUUUUCUAAUUCGUGUUAAUUAAUCUUUUUGUUAGACAUGUAUGGUAGUCCUUUGUGGGAUUGACAGAAGAUUUAACAUGGUUCAAGGAACCUUCUGAUGGCGACAAAUGACUUUGAACAUUAUUCCAUAUAUUUUUUGAAUUUAACGGUGGUGCGUUUUCUGUAUAAAA